AUGAGCAUGCCUCUGAAUUCUCCUGUGGAAAUACUCAGGAACCUCAAUGGAGUCCAGCUUUUUGCCACUCUGUGGACUUCCGCUCAGCAGAAUUCCUUGAGCCUGGAAAACCCAGCCCGGAGCCGCGCGGAGUUUCCAACCUGCGCCGGUGCCAGCAAACAGCAGCGGCUGAGCAAGCGGAGAGAGGCAGAAGCCCGGACGCCGCAGCGGCUCAAGGUGACCGUGACCCGUCGGGGUGCCCUCGGGGUGCCCCGGGGACGCCCCGCUCUCGGCAGCGGGACCAUGCCCGAUGCCGCGCGGAGCCUGCUGGCGCUGCUGGCGCUGACGGUCGCUUGCGAGUGGCCCAUCCCGGCGGUGGCAGGAGAACCUGAUACAACCAAAACUUGUAAAAUGGAAUGCCCCAAGUUUUCAAAGCAUAUAUAUCCUUUGAGAAUACUAGAGAGCUACACAAUUAGCACCUGCAGAGCCAAGACGUCGAUCAUACUGACAACAACGAAAAAGAUAAAUGUUUGUGUCGACCCAAAGCUUGGCUGGGUAAAGAAAGUUAUGCAGGGCAUAGAUGCAAGGACUAAACUUGGCACCCCCACAAAAAAGCCUCCUUUAGCUAACAGACAUUCAGGAGAAGCUAAAUUGGAGGUUGAGGGCCACGCUCAGCCCACAAAAAAAGUUAGCACAACCUCCCACAAGACAGCCACACUCCCUGUGAGAACCACGGCAGAUCCCCAACCUUUUCUGGAAAGAGGAUUGUCUGGUGUGGAGGCCACCACAUCUUCUGCAUCGUUGACUCCUCAACCAGAAACCAUGGCUGAGAAAUCCACCCUUCAGCCUGAGUCGACUGCAAAUCACGAGAUAGAGUCAGAAACCUUUGAGGGGCACAAAAGAUUGGGGGAAUGUGUCACACCAACGAAGAAAAGCCUGGAGGAUUUCUCUAGGACAACCCAACGACUGGUGUCACCUCCUAUGCCUUUUCCGGGAACUGACAAAACAAGUACCAAAAGUCCUGCGUUUGUUUCAGAAACUCUCGUGAAUCCUUCAGCCCAUCCGGCCAUGAACUCUUCCGUCAGCAAGCUUCUUCUGGAAUUUGUCACAAAAGAUAAGACAUCAAUGAUGAUACCCACCAAGCUUCCCAACUCUUCCGAUCAACACCGUUUGUUUUUAAGCACCUCCACCGCAGAACAUAAGCCAGAGUCAGUUGAGGACUUCACAACUCAACUUCCUACCGACUCUAGUAGCCCAUCAAGCAGACAGUCCAGCUCUGAUAGAACCAGCCUCAGUUCUGUCCAGUUUCGAGGUAUGGUUGAUGCAGAACGUGAAGGAGACACCACAGAAACACUUUCGUCUAUUGGAACUGGUAGAACUUUCUCCAAACCUUCAGACACGUUCCAAAUUUCAGGUUAUCACCAAGAAACUUUUAUGGAGAGUACUUCAAUAUCCAUCUCAAACACCCCAGCAACAACUCUAGUUUGCAAACCCCAUUCCCAAUCCAUGGUACAAAAUUACAUUAUCCCCGUGCUUUCUAUUGGGGGUAUCCUCUGUGUCCUCCUGGCACUUGGUGGCUUAGUCUACGCUAAACGUAACAUAUGUCCCAGACGGUCACCCAAGAGGCAGAUUCAAGGCCUGUUGUACUACCCAUGUGACUCCCAAGCUGAGUCAUAUCCCAUGGAAAUUGUUUAACCUUUCCAUCUUUUUGGAUUGGCAAAAAUCCGUCUUAUUUUACAAGAGGGAUGGACUGGGUUAGUAGCACGACUGAUGGGGAGUCCUGUCUGGUCUCCGUCUUCUUCUCUGCCAAGGUUAAGAGGGUUCGCAAGCUGUUGGUCAGAAGAUGCACUAAAGCAUCACAACCCCCUUAUUGGUCUUACGAGAUGUUGUAGCCCAUUGGGCUAUGGACCAAAGACACAGUCUUCUAUGUGGGAGGCGGGCCUCCCUACCAAAGAAAGAAUGUCCAUUGGAAGAAAAGAGAACUAUUCCUUCUUGGGCUUAAGAUACUCAGGUGCCAAUAGGUUGUCGGUACGGUUUGAUUGUAAUUGAUGUUUGCAGUGUUGAGAUAAGCCAUAAGGAUGGAUGGGGCUGGCCCAGAACAUCUACCUGUUUGAGAUGAAAGAGGUGUCUACUGCCAGUGGUGGUAUCCAGCUGGUUCUAUCCGGUUCGAGAAAACCCGUAGCAGUGGCUGCAGGAGGCUCCGCCCACCUGCCCGGAUAGAAUCACGUCCCGUUUUUGAUGCCCUGCGCAUGUGCAGAAGGUCCUGCGCAUGCGUGGAGGUGGUGCGCGCUCACAUUUGCGAACUGCUAGCGAAGGUAAGUGAAUGCCACCUCUGACUCCUACCCUACUCUACUCUUCUAGGUUGACCUUGAAGGCUGACCCAACGGGUGGUUGAAUUUUCUUCCACUGCUGGUGAUAAAAGAGCACAAAUCCAGGGAUUGUACCCUGCAGUGUCCCCUCAGACCCCAACACCUUUCUUAGUCCUCUUGGUAGGUGCUGAGUCUUUGGUUGGUCUUUGGUUGUCCAGCAAGAGCCUUUCAGAUCAUGACAUCAUCAGUUGAUAACAAAUCCUUUGGGUGCUCGGGGUGACGGGGUGGGGAGAAGGCACCCCUACGCUUCUUCUGCGUAGAAACGAUCAUGUCAGGCAGUGGUGGGAUUCAAUUUUUUUUAUUACCGGUUCUGUGGGCGUGGCUUGGUGGGGGUGGCAUGGUGGGCGUGGCAAAGGAAGGAUACUGCAAAAUCUCCAUUACCACUUCACUCCAGGGGAAGGUUACUGCAAAAUCCCCAUUUCCUCCCGAUCAGCUGGGACUCGGGAGGCAGAGAAUAGAUGGGGGUGGAGGUGGUAUUUGCCGGUUCUCCGAACUACUCAAAAUUUCCGCUAUCGGUUCUGCAGAACUGGUCAGAACCUGCUGAAACCCACCUCUGGUGUCAGGGCUGGGAAGGAAGUGAAAGUUGUUACAUCAAAAUUGCCAUGGGGGGGUGGGGAAAAAACAACAUCAGAAAAAGCUAUUUCACUUGUCUCAAAAUGCACUUUUGGUAUUUUAAACCCUGUGGGUUUGGGAAAAUCUGCUUGAGAUCAGAUCUGUUUUAUAUUAUCUUUUAAAAACAAUAAAAUAAAUAAAACAACAACAAUCAAAUAAAUCAGGGCUGUCUUACAUUCUCUUCCCAACUAAUAAAACUAUAUCAGAACCGUUUUUUUUAAUAUGAUCUUUAAAAACAAUAAAAGAGACAAUCAGACUUAA
Pantherophis guttatus is the source of this 3221-nucleotide messenger RNA. RefSeq lists its product as uncharacterized. Gene Ontology annotation, cellular component: extracellular region. NCBI's taxonomy places the organism in Eukaryota, Metazoa, Chordata, Lepidosauria, Squamata, Colubridae. The record is from RefSeq and is a predicted model, not a curated record. Gene Ontology annotation, molecular function: chemokine activity. Gene Ontology annotation, biological process: immune response.